Pyricularia oryzae 70-15 is the source of this 1443-nucleotide messenger RNA. RefSeq lists its product as uncharacterized. Bases 148 to 1278 code for a protein of 376 amino acids. The transcript has 3 exons. Gene Ontology annotation, molecular function: flavin adenine dinucleotide binding; electron-transferring-flavoprotein dehydrogenase activity. Lineage: Eukaryota; Fungi; Ascomycota; Sordariomycetes; Magnaporthales; Pyriculariaceae. The record is from RefSeq and is a predicted model, not a curated record. Gene Ontology annotation, cellular component: cytoplasm.
CCCUUGCUCCAACCGUUCUGCGUAUUCUCCGCGCCCUUGCUCUGUCCACGAAGUUUUUUUUUCUAGUGCUGCUUUUGCUGUCUUUUACCCUCUGGUAUUCCUACUGCUCAGGCUUUAGACAGGCAACCAAACGAUAAAUUCUUCAAAAUGAGCAACCCAAAGACCGUAGUAAUUCUUGGCGGCUCCUACGCGGGUGUGUUGGCAGCACACACGCUGCUGAAAAAGCAUAAAACAUGCAAAGUCGUCUUGGUUUCCAAGAACAGCCACUUCUACUGGAAUAUUGCUUCAGUGCGCGCCAUCAUCCCUGGCGUCAUCCAGGAUGAGCAGAUCCUGCAGCCCCUAAGCAAGGCCCUCUCGCACUACCCCGAGGAGCGCUGGGAGCUGAUCGUCGGCGGCGCCGAGGCCUCCGACUUUGCCGCAAAGACCGUCACCAUCGCGCCCGGCGACGGCGGGGCCAGCCGCACGCUGACGUACGACCACCUCGUGCUGGCCACGGGCGCCAACACGGCCGGCGACCAGAUCGUACCGUGGAAGGCGCACGGCACCUACGAGGAGCUGGUCCAGGGCCUGCGCGACACGGCCGAGAGCGUUAAGAAUGCCUCGUCCGUCGUCGUCGCCGGCGGCGGCUCCACGGGAGUCGAGCUCGCCGGCGAGAUCGGCUACGAGUACGGCAAGACCAAGGAGGUCUGGCUGGUCACGGGCGAUAAGGAGCUGCUCGCCGGCGACAUCACCGCCUCCUCGGCCCUCUCCGAGCUCACCAAGCUCAAUGUCAAGGUCCGCUUCGAGUCUCGCGUUCAGUCCACCGAGAAGACCGAGGACGGCAAGAUCAAGGUCACCUUCGUCGGCGGCGGCGAACCCAUUGUGACGGACGUGUACCUGCCGACCAUGGGCCUGAUCCCCAACACCCAGUACAUCGAUCCCAAGUUCCUAAAUGAGAGAAAGUACGUCGCCGUGGACGAGUUCUACCGCGUCAAGGGCGGCGGUGCCGAGGGGGUUUGGGCUGCCGGAGAUAUCGUAUCUUCGCCCAGGGCUAGUUUCCUGGUCACAGAGAAACAGGCGGCCGGCGUUGCCAACAACAUCCUCAACGCCCUUGCAGGCUCGCCUCCUGCUGUUGUGAAACUGAUGCCAGUCGACAUCUUCGCCAUGUCGGUCGGCCGUGACCGGGGUGUUGGCCGGAUGGGCCCCAUCAAGAUGCUCUCCUUCAUGGUCUGGCUGGCCAAGGGCAGGACUUUGGCCCUGCCCAAAAUGGCGGGCUACAUGGAAGGAAGCGUCGCAUAGAGUUCGGUCGACUGGUGACGAGAGACAGAACGCGUGGUGUACGAGUAGAAUCAUGUAGAUACUUGAGGAGAGCGAAUCCCUGCGCAGAUGGAUACGAUAUUACCCUAAUAAAUUAUACACCCAUAACAGGACAGAACCGUCUGCAUUCGAAGCCGAGCCAUGCAA